Messenger RNA from Myzus persicae (green peach aphid), 2361 nucleotides. RefSeq names its product UDP-glucuronosyltransferase 2B17-like. Lineage: Eukaryota; Metazoa; Arthropoda; Insecta; Hemiptera; Aphididae. The transcript has 4 exons. Gene Ontology annotation, molecular function: UDP-glycosyltransferase activity. The record is from RefSeq and is a predicted model, not a curated record. Bases 574 to 2136 code for a protein of 520 amino acids.
AUUUAAAAAUGAUCAUUUGUUUGUUUAUAGUUAUUUUAAUUAUAUUAUAAACACGUUUAGGAAUUUUAUACGUGAAUAUACCAAAUUGUUCAUACCAAAUUGUAUUCUAUUAUGUUCUUAAGAACUGCUACUCCAGCACAAGCUAUGCUUACCGGGGGUGCUGCAAUAUUGUAUUUAUAAUCGUAAAUUUUAACGUAACCACUUGUAAUGUUGCAAUAAACUUAUUAUUAUUAAAAUAUAAGAGAUUGGCUGGGAAAGAAUAGUAGGCCGCGGUGUAGUCACUUUCCAUUUCACUAUAAUGAUUUUUAAUAGAGCGGUACAAAGUAUUUUGCCGCUGGUGGUUAAUGCAGCACCAAGUGCUAUAUAAUGCUGUAUACACACGCAUGUAGGUACAUCAAAUUUUGUUAAGAUGAAAUUAGUAUUUUACUGAACUCUGGAACUAUUUGUCCGAUUUGUAGCUGGUCAACUGUAUGCUACAAUACGUAAUAUUAUAUAGGUGCUAUGUAUUCCUCCAAAUAUAUAAUACAGUGGGAUAAAUGUAUAUAAUAUAAAUAUUAUUUCUACAGAUAACAGAUGACGGCUGUAGUCGUAGAACCCACUGGUCGUUUGGCGGUAGGGCUUCAAGCGGCGAUGGUGGUAGUUAUGGUGUUGUUGCUGGAGUGGCCAUCCGCAGCCAGCGGCGCCAGGAUACUGGCCGUGUUCCCGUACAACGGUCACAGUCACUUCGCCAUGGUCGAACCGCUGAUGGUCGCGCUAUCCGAACGCGGUCACCAUAUUACAGUGAUCAGCCCGUUCCCGCGACGCAAAGGCAGCGGCGGCGGACGUCGGUACGUGGACGUGGACGUGUCGGACACGCUUCCGCCAGUCAUCAGCCAGCUGAACGUGACAAAAGAGUUCGGGCACCUUGUGGAUCCGGUUACCGGGUUUAGACACCUGUGCCAAAUGAAUCACCGGGUGUGCGAAGCCACUUUUGAACACCCACUAGUCCGUGCGCUGAUCCACGAACCCCUCAGAUUUGACGUAGUGUUCGCCGAAGCAUUCGCCACCGACUGUUUCGCAGCGUUUGCGCACGCGUACGACGCACCACUGAUCUCCAUCCGGACGUCCGAUUACUCGCCGCAGCUCAACCGGCGCGUGGCCAACCCUCAGAACCCCGCGUACCUGGUCAACCACCUGCUCACGUACACCAGCCGUGGCAUGUCGUUCGCCCAACGAUUGGUCAACGCUCUGGCCACGCACUUCGGCGUCGUCGGUUACCACGCCUUCUCCGACGGUCCGUCCACCGAACUGGUCCGGCGGCACUUCGGUCCCGGUACACCACCGGUUCCUGAAAUCGCACGCCGGCGUACUGCACUAGUACUGGUCAACGCCCAUCACAGCUUGACUCAGCCCAGGCCAACGGUACCCAAUGCGGUUGAGGUGGGUGGCCUGCACAUUGCACAGCCUGCGGAAAUUGAAAACGAAUGGUCAGAUUACUGCGAUCUGUGUGACCAAGGUGUCAUUUACGUGUCUUUUGGUUCGUUGUUGAAGGGAUCGUCGUUUCCGCUACAGUUCACGAUGGCGUUCGUACGAGCCUUCGAAGCUCUACCGUAUUGCGUGCUGUGGAAAUACGAAGGCGAAAUGAUAUCCAAACGAAUUAAAGUGUCCAAGUGGAUGCCCCAACAGCAGAUCCUUGGUCACAAGAACGUCAAGGUAUUCAUAACGCACGGUGGCCUUAUGGGCGUCAUGGAGGCUGUCUACUUUGCAGUGCCGAUGAUCGGCAUACCUGUGUUCGGCGAUCAACAGUCGAACGUCGCUAACUGUGUCGCAAAAGGCAUAGCCAUCGGACUGAACCACCGACAGAUAACCGUUGAAAAACUGAUCAAAAGCAUACAAGCCGUCGUCAUGGACAGCAAAUACAAGUCAAAGGCAUUCGAGUUGUCGGCAAGAUUCAGGGACAGGCCGUCAAGUGCACUGGAAACGGCUGUGUUUUGGACCGAGUACGUGAUCAGACAUGGCAAUGAGACCAACACUGCAUCUCUGGCGAUAGAUUUUGAUUUUUACCAAUAUUUUUUGUUGGACGUGGUCCUCGUCGGGCUGUCGAUUUUGUUAUUUUUAUUUUACACAGCGUUCCGCAUAAAAAAAUGUAUAAGAUAAAAUGUUAUAACAGCGUAUUACUCGUAAGUCGUAACGCGAUUAAUAACAUCUGAAAAUAUCCAAAACCGAAAUGAACAUUUAUUAUUAUUUUUAUUAAUUAUAUUAUUGAUAAUUAUUUUGUAAUUAAAAGUUGUGUAAUGUUAUCUACUAUACCGUACCAUUUUCAAUGUUCAUAAACAAUAUUAUCAAAUUAAUUAACUACAUUUAUCGUCACUGCAUUUUUUA